Molecule: messenger RNA, 3479 nt
Organism: Pseudophryne corroboree (corroboree frog)
Lineage: Eukaryota; Metazoa; Chordata; Amphibia; Anura; Myobatrachidae
Gene: SLC2A12
Product: solute carrier family 2 member 12
Exons: 6
Coding region: 172-2685 (837 amino acids)
Biological process (GO): circulatory system development; D-glucose transmembrane transport
Cellular component (GO): membrane
Molecular function (GO): symporter activity
Source: RefSeq, a predicted model, not a curated record
UUGAAAUAGAGACAAAGUUGUUCGCACCAGCACUUUAAAAACCCUCACAGCCCCUAUGAAACCAUGCUGUGCAAGGUAACCCCACUCUCAGCUGCUGACAAGGGAAGAGCAUCUUUCCCAUAGAGAUAACGUGAGUCCUGGAAUAAAAAACAAGUUACCCAUACAAGAAGAAUGCUUCCAGAGAGCACCACAGAGGACCUCAUACAGCAGCAACAGAGUGCCGGAGCUGGCAGCCACCUUCCAAUCCCUAAACAAACAGGAUGUGGAUUUUUUAUUGCUAUGUCUUCGGUCAUAGCUGCUGUCAGUGGCCUGCUCGUAGGCUAUGAGUUGGGUAUUAUUUCCGGAGCCCUUCUACUUCUGCACAGCUUAUUAGAACUGACCUGUCAGCAGCAAGAAAUAGUAGUAAGCGCACUACUGAUUGGAGCACUUUUAGCCUCACUUGUCGGGGGAUUCCUUAUAGACUACUAUGGAAGAAGACUUGCAAUCAUGGUUACAUCUUGUUUACUUGUUCUUGCCAAUCUGCUUCUUAUCACCAUUACAUCCUAUGGAAGUCUCAUUGCAGGUCGGAUUGUCAUUGGCAUUUCCAUAUCCUUAUCUGCCAUUGCAACCUGUGUUUAUAUUGCAGAGAUUGCACCGCAGCAUAAGAGGGGCAUGCUGGUGUCUUUAAAUGAACUAAUGAUUGUUGUUGGCAUUUUGUUGGCCUAUAUUUCUAACUACGUGUUUGCAACGGUUACCAAUGGCUGGCAGUAUAUGUUCGGACUCAUAAUCCCUCUAGCUGCUUUACAAGCCUUUGCUAUGUAUUUUCUUCCUCCAAGUCCUCGUUUUUUGAUCAUGAAGGGUCAUGAUGAGACUGCAGGCAAAGUGCUCCGAAAGCUGAGAGCAUCUUCACAGACCAAUGAGGAACUCACAUCCAUCAGAUCUUCUAUUAAAGCCGAAUAUCAGUAUAACUUUUGGGACUUAUUUUGCUCUAGGGACAACAUGAGAGCUCGUCUGUUAAUUGGAUUAGCACUUAGCUUCUUUGUUCAAGUUACCGGCCAACCCAACAUCUUGUUUUAUGCUUCUACGGUGCUAAAGUCAGUUGGAUAUGAGAGCAAUGAAGCUGCUAGUUUGGCUUCCACAGGAAUUGGAGUUAUCAAAGUAGUCAGUACAAUUCCAGCUACAUUUUUUGUAGACAGAGUUGGAAGUAAGACUUUUCUUUGUAUUGGGUCAGCGGUGAUGGCAACAUCUUUAGUUACAAUGGGAAUAAUAAGUCUUCAAAUUGAUGUCAAUUUUAAUAAUAUUUGUAAGAUCAACUCACAGAGAAACAAGACUUUUGAUGAUACCUCAUUUGAUAAAUUGGGAACAAUAGAUAAAAGCCAUCAGUCUUUCGGGACAGAGUUAAUUCUGCUACCAUCAACCCGGGCACCUUCUCUCAAUGUUUCAGCUAAUGAGACAAUAUUGAGGCAUUGGGAUAUUCAGUUAAGUUCCAGCUCCUCUAAAGUGACCCCACAAGCAGAAGACCUUCCAGUAUUCAUGAAGUGGUUGUAUUUGGGCAGCCUACUCUCUUAUGUGGCUGCAUUUUCCAUUGGUUUGGGACCAAUGGCUUGGCUAGUACAGAGUGAGAUCUUUCCUGCUGGGAUAAAAGGUCGCGCUUUUGCAAUAACAAGUAGCAUGAACUGGGGUAUGAAUCUCCUCAUAUCUCUGACCUUCCUCACACUUACUGUGUUGAAAAAAAGCAGUACUGGUCGUCCUACAGUCACUCCCAUCACAUCUGAUGAUGAUCACGCUGCGGAAGCAGGUCCAUCCAAAGAAGUCUUAAGCAGCAGAAGGCGCACUUCUGGAACACACCACAAAAAACAUCUGCCAGCAAAGAAAGCAAGGUCUGAUGUCCAGGGCCAACCACAGCAGGCUACCCCGCCACGAAGAUUAUCUACUGUUUGUUCGGUGCCCCCACUCCAAAUUUUGGACACACCUCCAAGACGCCAACCACACUCCCCUCAUCUUGAUUCUUCUAGUCCUGGUACCAGCAUCCCUCCGCAACAACAGCAACACAGUGACAUGGAUGACACAAUCAUGUUAGAAAUGCAUCCAGUAAUCGAAGGAAUCAGCCCCCCAGCACCUGUGAGUACUCCACCACAGCAAAGCACACCACCACCCCAACACAGCCAAACAACACCAGUAACACAAGGCCCUGAUCAAGUGUUCUGGACCAUUUGGGCUAGACAGCAGGCCACUAAUGAAGAUUGCCUGCGUAGGCAGACCCAAAUGUUUGCAAGCCUACCAUCUCACCUCAGACGAAUCAGCAGAAAUCUGAGUAGACAAAAUGAAACAAACACAAGAAUUGCAAAUACCAUGGAAAUCAUGCGUGCAGACAUUACACAUGUCAUGGGCAACUUACAGCGCAUAAUGGAAGAACAGCACAGACAACAGCAAAGCUAUAUCAACAUUUUAGAACGCAAUCAAAUGAUCAAUGAAUCCAUGUCCAGAAUUGUAGACAAUCAAAAUGCUGCAACACGUGAACUCAAUGCCACCCUCACUAACCUCAAUGAAACACUCCGAUCCCUGCAGCAACAGCAAACAAGCAGCAGUUCUGGUACGACUACUCCAAAUGUAACGCCAGUGUCGUCACCACCAAGGCGCUCCACCAGAGCAUGCCAACAUGACAGUGGUAAAGGCAAAGGCCAGGACAAGCAACCACCCAAAUAAACAUUUUAAAAAAACACACACCCAUUUCUUUAAAGAGAAGACAAACAAAACACUUACCAAGUGUAUGAUUAACAGAAUAUAUAUAACACUUUGCUCCUUGACAAUUUGUACAACAUCAUUAAUUAUAACUGGUACAAACAACAACAGGAAUUUUGUUUGCAAAUUUCUUCUUUAUCAUCUUUGUAUUUUUUGAUAGCCGGAAACUGUUGUUUGAGCUGUACAUAGAUGUUAGCAUGCAGAAAGCAGACCACUUGAUUUUUUUCUAAUCAUUACUCUUUCUAGAUUCUAAUCAUUCUUUGAGCCAGCAGACAGACUAAUUGGCAGCCAGGCAGAAUGUCUUAAGCAGGCAGAAAGCAGACCACUUGAUUUUUUUCUAAUCAUUACUCUUUCUAGAUUCUAAUCAUUCUUUGAGUCAGCAGACAGACUAAUUGGCAGCCAGGCAGAUUCAUCCAUGACCAAUACAAUUUACAAUGUGAAUUGUAACUGUUUAACAUUUCUUCUCUAGAUGAAUUGACAAUAAAAACACAAUUGAGUUGGCUAAAAGUGUCCUAAUAUGUUGGGAAUAAUAUUUAGAUAAUUCAGUCCGAAAAUGACUGACAUUAUUGUUGUGCCAUGUUUGUGUGUGUUAAAAAUAAGUAAUCAGAUUUAAAAACAUGAUGCAGAAACAACAACAUUUGAAAUAUUUGAAAGUUGAACACAAAUGUGUGUAAUAAUGGAUAUAUGUUGAAAAAUGUGUAUUGCCUUACAAAUCUUCAAGUUUUGGCCUGCAAACAUAAGGAAAUAAAUUAUUCUGC